AUGCCAGUGAAGCCGGCGUACGAAUGGGAGCAGACCGAUGACGAGGUGCUGCUGCGCGUUACCAUCAAGGGCUUCAAGAAGGAGGCGAUCGAUGUGUUUCUGUCGGACGUGUGGGUAAAGGUAAACGCGGCGCCGACGUACCUUCUAGCGCUUGACCUCCUGCACCCGAUUGAUGUGGUGCGGUCAACGCACUACGUGGAUCCAGUGGACCGCACAUGUCUACGGCUGCGGCUGCGAAAACAGCAGCCUGGUGUGUGGUCGGACCUCUGCAUCAGCGCUGAGGCGUGUGAUGCCAACGCCCUGCGUGAGCGACGCGCCGCGGCGGCGAAACGGGCAGAGGAGGACUACAACCGACGUCUGCAGGAGCGUGUGGGGAAGCGGGAGGAAGAGAAGCGCCGCAUGACAGAGGAGCAGUGGGAGGUUGAGAAGGCGCAGCGGCGUCUCAUUGAGGGCCGUGUGAAGGAGGAGCGAGAGGCCGCGGAGGCGGAUCUGUACUCGUGGGAAGACGAGCAGAAGCAACAACAGCAUCAAGAAAGACAGCAGCAGCAGCAGCAGCAGCAGCAGCAAACCCCAGCGUCCGGGCAGGCGCCACGGUGCCCUGCUGAUAUCGCCGUGCCACACGUUGCGAAGGCCGACGAGACUGCACCGUCUGUGCGCCAUACGGACACCAUUGUUGUCCCCGUAGAGUUUACACCAAAGCUUGCGACAAUGCCCACGCGUUCACGCGGGGAGGAGGAGUACUACCGACGCAGCCGCUACAAGCCGACGCGCAUCGAGGACAGUCCUAUGUUUUGGAAGGAGCGCGCCGACAAACACUACCAGCACCGCGAGUGGAAGGCCGCGGCAGAUGCGUACACGGAGUCCAUUAAGCGCGAUGGCGCCUUUCUUACUUGUGUGUCGAACCGCGCCGCGUGCUUCAUUCACCUCUUUGAGUACAAGCGCGCCAUAGAGGACUGCACACUGGCCCUGACUAUGCUGUCCAAUACCCCGGCAAGCGAGCUGACACAGGAACGCUACCGCCAUCUCAUGGUGAAGCUGCACAGCCGCCGCGGUGCCGCAUACUGCUGGGGUAACUGCUACGAUCGCGGUGUCGAGGACCUGCGCGUGGCGGCCGCGUACUGCGACCCCAGUGAGGAUGCGGACGUCCUUGCAGACUACAAGCUCGUCGAGGCGUACAUGAAGGAACGCGGGCUGAUUGAGACGAGGGAUCCACUGGCAGCGCAGCUUCAGGAGGCAUCGGCGCUGUAUUACCGCGGCAACUACGCUGGGGCGGCCGCGAUCUACCGUGACAUUCUGCAGACAAACCCGUACGAGGUACGGGCGCACAACAACCUCGGCGCUGUGCUGAUCCAACAGGGGCUGUUUAAGGAGGCACUGGAGGAGACGUCGCACGUGCUGCGCUUCUGUCAGGAGGUUGCAGACGCACUGAGCUGCCCCGGUGCGCUCUCCACAAAUUUGGUUGACAGCGAUGAAGAUGAUGAAGUUUCGGGUGAGGAGGUGGACGAGGUGGUGCGGCAGCGCAAAGCUGCGGUGCGGAAGGUGGGGGAACAGAGCGGACAUGUGUACGCUCUGCUGAAGGCCUGCGUGCGGGGCGCCGCUGCGCACUGUGGGCUGAAGGAGUACCGCAAGGCACUCGCGUUGCUAGAGCAGGCGGUGCGGAUUACGCCGUACGAUGACGACCUGCAGGAUGACUACAACCGUGUGGCGGAGAAGCUGCGACUGGAGACACUCGUAGCGGCGUCCGCAGGGGGACCAUAG
This is a messenger RNA of Trypanosoma grayi, 1758 nucleotides long. Its product is annotated as TPR Domain containing protein. The record is from RefSeq and is a predicted model, not a curated record. The transcript has a single exon. Gene Ontology annotation, molecular function: protein binding. Gene Ontology annotation, biological process: inner dynein arm assembly; cilium movement; outer dynein arm assembly. Lineage: Eukaryota; Euglenozoa; Kinetoplastea; Trypanosomatida; Trypanosomatidae. The coding region runs from base 1 to 1758 and encodes 585 amino acids.